AAAAGUAAACACGGGAACGUAUAUCGAGUUGUUGAUGACAAUGGAGAUCGCAUACGUGCCAUGCAAAUUUCCACCUGGUGUCACCGUGUUGCAAAUCGAACCAAAGAUGAAAGUUAUUUUAGAUUAUUCGUGCCAGGUUUUAAUUAAGUAAUCUGAAAUCUGAAAAUUAAUACUUUUUCUCAACGAGGUUUCCAAAAGAAAACAGCUCAAAUGCAUGAUAACGACGACGAGUUUUCAAAUGUGGACUUGCUUCCCAGCAAAAGAGAAGCGUUUUCCAUCGACGAUCAGAGUGCCAUUUGUUACUUAGAAGACGAAAUACUCGGCAGUAACGAUCGUAAAAAAGUCACAUAUGGCAAAAAAGGCUGGUUUAUGACGAGAUGGCAAGCUUCACUAAUCGGAAUAUCAAUACUCAUAAUGCUAUUUGUAGCCGUUCACAUUAGCAGAUCUAGAACUUCCAAUGUUGAGAAUAUCAACGAACCCAAACCAUGCUGUAGAUUUCACGCAUCGCACAACUUACCAGAAGCCAGCUCAUCAGAAAUAACUCCAGCAGCACUGGCAACAAUAUUUUCAUCCCGUGCCAACCCAACUUCAACUACCCAAAUAUUAAACGACGAUAUGAGAUAUCUGGUCGAGCCUAAAAAUUACGUAAUUUAUAUCCAACCGUUCCUCGAAACAUCUGCAGGAAAACACAAUGCGUUUACAUUUCGUGGCAAUGUUUCCAUAACUCUGAACGUGAAACAAGAAGUCAAAUAUUUGGUCAUCGGCGUCAAUGAUUUACGUAUCGUGUCCACGUAUUUGUACGAAAUCAACGAAGCGACUGCUGAAGAAGUAAUACAUCAGAUAGAAGACACCAUUGAUCUGAAUAUCGAUUCGUACGACGUUUACGAAGGUACCCUUAAUCUGGAACUUUACAAAUGGCUUCAACCUGGUAAAAUCUACGAGCUUGUGAUUGAAUUCAACGGCGAUGUUCAAAAUCUACCUUAUGGUUUGUUUAAAUCUCAAUUCUACGAUGAGAUAACUGGUCAAAGUCGAUGGAUCGUGGGCACCAAUUUGGAUGUACCAUUUGCCAGGACAGUAUUUCCAUGUUUCGAUGCUCCAACUCAAAUGGCCACGAUUCAGCUGAAUAUUGCUCGUCAGGAUAAUAUGCUGGUUCAAUCCAGCACAGAAUAUUGGCAAUCUGUUGAAUCAGGCGAUGGUUGGACUUGGAUACUGCACAAGAAGACGAGUCCAUUACCAAUACAUUCGUUGGCUUUCGCAGUGACCAAUUUCGAAAACGAAUCCAGAGUAACUCCACAAACAUCUCAUUUUAUAAUCUGGACUGCUACAAAACGCACAAAGGAAUUGGAAUACGUCCUAAACUUAGGCCCAUUGCUAUUGAACGACAUUGAAGUACAUCUAGUAAUGGCCCUACCGGUCAAGAAAAUCAAUAUUUUCGGUUUACCUCAAAUACUACCGAAACAAAAGGCCAAAAUAGGAAUUAUUUAUAUGUCAGAGGCCGAUUUGAUAGUACAAGAAGGUAAGACUUCAGCAGCACAUAAACAACAUGUGGGUCACAUGUUAGCAGGUCAUUUGAUAGAACAAUGGAUAGAGAAUUCAAUCACGUUUCGAUGGAGGCAAGACAAUUGGAUCAAAGAAGCAUUGGUGCAAUUCCUCGAAUAUCAUUUGCUCAAAUUUGUUGAGCCAUCGUGGAAAACACUCGAUCAAUUCUUUGUGAACGUUCAGCAGUUGGAAAUGGAUAAAGAAAUAGCUGAUCCGAGUAGACAAGGAAAAUAUAUAAGAUGGAUUCCACAUAUUGAAGAAAGCGAAUUGCAGCAUUUGUAUCCCAUCAAUGAAACCAAUGUAUUCCGGCGAAGCGCAAUGGACGAAUUUCAAUCACAUCAAUUAAUAACAGAAUCGCAAGCUAAUCCAAACAUUUACACACAAUUGUACGAAAAGAGAUUGGUAAAUAAAGGAGCCUGUUUAAUAAGAAUGAUCGAACACAUAGUCUCACCGCCCUUAUUCAUAACCUCUAUCAGAAUUUUUUUAGAAAAAAGUCGAGGAAAGGUUGUCGAUGGAGAAGAUUUUUGGAAAAUAAUGACAAAAGAAACGUUAAACAUCUCUUAUGCCGGUUAUCAGCUGUUACCAAAGGGUGUUUCCCUGCAAACAGUGCUUGAAGACUGGAUUUAUACGAAAGGUUAUCCGUUGAUAACUGUGACGCGAAAUUAUGAUAAAAAUACUAUCACAUUCGCCCAACAUGUUAAAACAACAUUGAGCCCUUACAAAGGACUGUCCAAAAGGUUGAACUUAUGGUACAUUCCAGUCAGUUACACUACCGAAAAUGAGAAAUUCUUCACCGCCACUGCUCCCAGAUUCUGGCUAAAUAAAGUUCGUUCCAUUGACAUCAUACCACUCGCCAGUCUGAAGAAUUCAAACUGGUUGUUAGUAAAUCCCCAACAAACAAACUUUUACCGAGUAUAUUACGACAUGCACAACUGGUCAUUACUGCAAAACGCUGUGAGAAAAGGAGAACUUCCAGAUAUCGUCAGAUCUCAGUUAAUCGACGAUGCUCUAUUUUUCGCUCGUAAAGACAUGUUGGAUUACAAUUUUGCCUUGGAUUUCAUCAGCAAUCUUGCUUUGUAUAGAGAAAAAGAGUACAUCGUUUGGUCGACUGUGUUACGUCACAUGAAUUACAUCCGGAAUAUGCUGUUGGAAAACGUACGAGUAGCUGUAUCUCAUGACGACGACUCAAUAAGGCUCGAUGUCAAAGAUUCGGAAAAUUUGCAGAAGUUCAAAGUGUUCAUGAGAAGGUUAAUAGCAACUCCGUUCAAUGAUCUUAAUUCGAAAUCGUCUGAUUCGUCAACAAUGAAGCAUACCGAUAGGCUUCUAAGAAGCGAUAUAUUUUUAUGGGCUUGUGCAAUGGGUAUAUCCGAAUGUAAUACGAUGGCGAGAUCAGAAUUCGAUAAAUGGAAAAACACGAAUUUUCCCGACACUUCUACUAAUCCCAUUGAACCUGACAUGAGAUACCCUGUUUUAUGCUCAAUCAUGCAAAUAGGAAGUACAUCGGAUUAUGAUUUUCUUCUAUCUCAAUAUCAAAACACGCCCGAAACGAGUCCAGAUAAAAUCAUAUAUUUGAAGAGCUUGUAUUGCUUUAAAGAAGAAAAAAAUUACAGAGAAUUUUUGGCUUCAACUUUGUACGACAAUUACUCGAUAGAUCAUCUGCAUAAAGUUAGCAUGAUGUGGGCAACGAUACCACAAAGUUUUCACACUUCUACUGUACCUUUUAAUUUCAUGAUCGAUAACUGGAGUGCAAUCAAGGCUCGUUUCUCAGAAUUUAAAACCAUAAUGAAAACAAUCGUCGAAGCAGCAACGUUCAAUCUUCAAAAACAAUCUGAACUCGACGCGUUGAACCAGUUGAGAAAUAGCAACAUUAGCGAGCUUCCUUACUUGGAUCAUACUUUUGAUGACGCUAUAAGAAAUCUACAAGAUCGUAGAAAAUGGAGAGCCAAGCAAAUGAACGAUUUCGUAUCUUGGCUGAGCAAGAAUUCCGAAUGCGUGUACGAUGGAUUAAAUACUAGUAAUAAAGUUCCAGUCCCGGUCUCGAGAAAAGGGAAUGAGAAGAAGCUUACAACAAUUGAACAUGAUAAUAUCUAUAACAAAUCUGAUUACGCUAGUGCACUCUUUUCAAAUCUGUAA
This is a messenger RNA of Planococcus citri (citrus mealybug), 3672 nucleotides long. RefSeq names its product aminopeptidase N-like. NCBI's taxonomy places the organism in Eukaryota, Metazoa, Arthropoda, Insecta, Hemiptera, Pseudococcidae. Gene Ontology annotation, biological process: proteolysis; peptide catabolic process. The record is from RefSeq and is a predicted model, not a curated record. Gene Ontology annotation, molecular function: zinc ion binding; peptide binding; metalloaminopeptidase activity. The transcript has 17 exons. Gene Ontology annotation, cellular component: cytoplasm. The coding region runs from base 211 to 3672 and encodes 1153 amino acids.